Molecule: messenger RNA, 1683 nt
Organism: Chrysoperla carnea
Lineage: Eukaryota; Metazoa; Arthropoda; Insecta; Neuroptera; Chrysopidae
Gene: Lnk
Product: SH2B adapter protein 2
Exons: 6
Coding region: 97-1524 (475 amino acids)
Biological process (GO): intracellular signal transduction
Cellular component (GO): plasma membrane
Molecular function (GO): transmembrane receptor protein tyrosine kinase adaptor activity
Source: RefSeq, a predicted model, not a curated record
UGUCAUUUCGUACAGUUUAGUAUUGAUAUUAAAUGUUAUGCGUUUUAUACGAAAUGUUUUCUUAAUUUUUAAGUAUAUUUGAUAAUUAUUGUUAAAAUGGCUGCAGCUACACCCCCUGAAUGUGGGGUUAGUGAUGUCAGUGAUGAUUUUUGUGAACGGCAUGCCCGGGCGGCGGCCCAACAUUUUGCUAGAGCUUGUGUACAUUACAUGUCUGUGGGUUUAUCAGAAACAACACGAUCCAGUGUUUCGCAUAAGGAUUUUUUAAAGAAAUUUAUAAACUGUUUCUCAGAUCAUUUUGAGAAAGAAUUUUGUCGGCGUCGUUUGCAAGGAGCAAAAGUUGCAAAUGGUCACGAUGAAUUAAGUGAUUAUUCUGAACAAGAAACUGAUUCUCCUUUAGUUAAUCAUAAGCCAUUCUUUCGACGACUCAGUUUUAAAGGUUUACGUAAAGGUAAAGGAUUCUUUCAUAAGCAAAAUUCCGAUGAAGUGGAAUUAUCCAGUAAUUCUGGUCGAUUGGCUAAAACAAAGUUAGCUAAAAUUGUUGUGGAAUGUCGUAAAGAGGGUUUAGUGAAUUAUUUAACACCGGAGAGCUUAGAUCAACCUGGAGGUGCACAGAAAUGGGAACGAUGUCGAUUAGCUUUAGUGAAAACUGUUGGUGGUUAUAUGUUAGAGUUUUAUUCACCACCAAAAGCUACUAAGCCUAGAAGUGGAGUAUUUUGUUUUUUGGUUAGUGAAGCUCGUGAAACGACUGCUUUAGAGAUGCCGGAUCACGAAAAUACAUUUGUUUUAAAGGCUGAUAAUAAUAUGGAGUAUGUAAUUGAAGCUCAUGACACGGACGAUAUGCGAUCUUGGCUUGCAACUAUUAGAUAUUGUAUGCGAGCAACGCAUAGUAGUCAGGGCACUCAGGCCGGUACAAUUACAGAAGGUGGUGCACCUGAAUUACCGCCACGAUUACAAGGUGGUACUGGACGACAAGGUGAACGAUUAUCGAGUAGUAGCAAUUUUGAAUUACGUUCAUCGCAUCCUGAACUUGAACAAAUCUUAGAUGUUGAAACAGAUCUUUCAACAACGCUGAGAGAACAUCCUUGGUUUCAUGGUACAUUAGCUAGAUCUGAUGCAGCUCAAUUAGUCUUGCAUGAAGGAUCAUCUGGUCAUGGAACUUUCCUAGUCCGUCAAUCUGAAACACGUAAAGGAGAAUUUGUGUUAACUUUUAAUUUUCAGGGACGUGCCAAACAUUUACGUAUGAGUCUCAACGAUCAAGCACAAUGUCGUGUGCAACAUUUAUGGUUUCCAACAAUAUUCGAUAUGUUAGAUUAUUUUCGACAGCAUGCCAUCCCAUUAGAAUCUGGUGGUACAUCAGAUGUUACAUUAACUGAAUAUGUAAUACAUUCACCGAAUCAAUCUACGACGGAUGCAAGACAAAUUGUAACGCAUGGUGGAAGUAUUCGUACAAGAACUGCUUCGUUAGAGAAUCUAAAUUCGGGUGAUUCAGUUCGUGCUGUUGAAAAUCAAUAUAGCUUUGUAUAAGGCAAAAUAAAAAUAUUUUUAGAUCAUAUAUUACAAAACAAAGCUUUAACGCUCCUUUCGGGCUAACUUUGUAUAUGAUAAUGGUUAUUAAACAUCCAAGCUUCAUGGCUUUUUUUGAUAGGUGUUUUACUUAUUGUAUUAUCGGGUCUACGUCAAAAU